UUGUAUCGCGUUUCGGUUUUGAUAUUUUUGUAUUUUAUCAGCCUACUAAAAAAAAAAAAAAUAACGACAACGUUCCAUUCGCAAUAAUAAUAUGUUCGUACAAAUCAAAUGAACGGUUUGUGCGUUAUGUUUAUCGCGAGGCUGUGUCGUGGUUUUUACUAAAUAUUUCGCAUUUAAACAUUUAAAUUACACGGAUUUUUUAAUUCGAGUUUAUAGGACAAAAAGUUUUUUUUAAUGAUUUUUAACUAAAGAAAAACUUUUUUCGCCGGCAAACUAUUCAAACCUACACCUACCGCUGGUGAACGUGUUGAUCAACAAGUCGAGCGCCAUUAUGAUUAUUUGGAACGCGAUCGGUUUAAUGUGUAUAUCGUGUUUGGUGGCGUCUUGCGAACCGGCAUUGCACAAACCCGUGGACCCGUUGACGUUGCUCAGGUACGAAAAACGGGCCGAAGAACAACAACAACAACAGCAAUCGUCGGGCGACGACAAAAAUCCGCCUGUCGAGUUCGACGAAUAUCCGGUAGUCGUCCCGAAGAGAACAGCGCUGUUGCUGGAUAGACUGAUGGUGGCAUUGCAAAAAGCGGUCGACGGGAACGCGUCUGGCAAUAUGAAAGGAUAUUACCCCGAACGAACGAUUCCGAUAAUUAGCGGCGGAGCCACUAGACCUAACCCCGGUAUGGAAUUGCAGAGACGAAAUCAACAGAAAGGACGACUAUACUGGAGGUGUUAUUUUAACGCAGUGUCCUGUUUUAAAAAGAAGAAAUAAUAAUAAACUACUCUGAACAUGAUAUUUUGUUUUUAUUAAAUCAAUUGAAAAUAUUAGAUAUUAUUACAAAAUCUAUACGUGAAAAGUUUUUUUCCACGUAUAUCGCUUAAAAAUCAUUAUAGGAAUAGACCUUAUACUAUAUACUACUGUAUAGGACUUAAACUGCUGUUCUAAAAUGGGAAAUGUAAUGGUAAAACUGUCAAAAAAAAAAAAAAAGAAAUGUAUA
This is a messenger RNA of Adelges cooleyi (spruce gall adelgid), 992 nucleotides long. RefSeq lists its product as uncharacterized. The record is from RefSeq and is a predicted model, not a curated record. The coding region runs from base 332 to 766 and encodes 144 amino acids. NCBI's taxonomy places the organism in Eukaryota, Metazoa, Arthropoda, Insecta, Hemiptera, Adelgidae. The transcript has 4 exons.